GAAUUUAUUAUUUAAGCUUUCCUUCCAUAUUUUGAAUUUUUCAUUUCCCAAACUUUACUUGUCAACUGUUUCAAAGUUAGUUUUGAAGUUAAUGCAUUGCGGAAAAUGCGUAAUUCUCGAUAUAAAUAAUUAAUUAGUAAGUCGACAGGAUAACUUCGCAAAAACACCUUGCAUGCGAACUACUUUUGAACUGUCAUCGUUCAGACAAAAUUUUAGAAGUGCAAACCUCUGGACUCUUCGCGUCUGUUUGACCGAUUCGCCGUUCUUGGAGUAUUUCCACCUUUUAUACACGUUUUCAUCCGAGGUGUUGCCAAGAUGGGGCUGUCAAAGCAGUUUUUUGGAAAGGAUUUUCUGCCGUUUAUCGUAUUUGCUGUUUGCUGUUUGGGUCAAAGUCCCACAGUGUCAUCCUCACUGAGCGCCUCCCCUAACUCAACUCUGAACUCAACCGAGGUACAACCGACGCCUACCACCACCGCUUCUCACACCGCCUCGUUAGAAGCGAGCAUCAAUCAAUCCGCCUCCAUCUCCGCACAAGGAGUAAACGGUGCUUCCAUCAAUGCUACUGCCACUAGUGGCCUGGUACCCAGCUCCUCUGUAUCUGGUCAGGGUCAGGGUCACGGAUCCGGUACAACUACCUCAGCGCCGACAACUUCAGCUUUGAGUUCAGAGGAACAAGCCUUCAAUAACAAUGUGGAUCAGGCGUACUCGAAAGUAAAGAUGAACCUGACGACUAAACUGGAUCCAAUGGAAACAAUAGAACGAGACAAGACUUUCCUGUACAAAUUGAACGAGUUCAUGGAAUCGGCCCCCUCCCUGGAGCGGGAACUCAUCGCCUUGAACAAGUCUUUGGAACUCGUGAAAGUUGACCAAUUUUCAGCUGUCCAAGUGAAAAGCAUCCCGGAUUGUCUUACUCCCUCUAAUAAUAUUUUUCCCAAAAAGUCGGUCGCCGAAAACAUUGACAAUAGCUUCGGCACAACGUCCAUUCAGCAGACAUUUACUUGUCCAGUUAUCAUCAAGAACGACACGAGCCCGAGUGUUUCCCGAAGUCGCCGCCGGAGAGACGUCGAGAUCUCGAUUGAGCUCGAGAUGAACCACGACGAUGAUGAGAUGUCCGAUUACUAUAGGAACGUGAAUCGCUAUCUUCGUAGUAGACGUGAGGUGCAAGCGUCGCUUAGCAACACCACGUGCAAGCCACUCCCUUGUAACGUGACACGUAUCCAGAUAAAGAUGAAGUUUCCCGCUAUGAACUGGUCAAAGACACUUGAGGACGAGAACUCGGCAGACUACACGAUGCUCAACGACAAACUGAAAUUUGCGCUUCAUGCAGCGUCCGAUGAACGAUUCAACGGGACCCUGAACUACACAUACCACAAAGCUAUUUUCAGCUCUGGCAGUGUCGUGGCCUUGAUUUACGUGGAUGUCCCGUCGCCGUUCAAGGAUCAGUACAUCGCACUGUUUGACACGAUUGUGAAGAACCAGACAUUUGCAGGCGAGAAUACUAUGCCUUCCUUUGUCACCAUCGGUGAUGUCGUUGUAGUGGACGGUGACUGGACCGUGUGGGGUCCCUGGCAGGAUAACUGUGAUUCGAACUACGAGCAGACACGACAACGAUCCUGUACCAGCCCUUCACCAGCCCAUGCAGGCAAGAAGUGCUCGGGAGACGCUGUAGAGAAACGCAAAUGUUCAUGCAAUGCGAUAUUGGAAUCCGGAGGCAACAUUACUUCGCCCUUCUACCCUAGCAAUUACCCCACCAAUGUGUUGUGCAAGUGGACUUUGGUCGUCCCUAUCAACUACACCGUCGAGCUCAACAUCGCAGACUUCCAACUGGAAAAGGACAAGAAAUGCUUUUACGAUUACAUCCGAGUCCUCGACGGAAACACCACGGACGCUGCCGAACUGUUGCCGAGGACGUGCGGAACGCUGGGUAGUCGGAAGAUCGUGUCAACGGGAAGGAUCCUGAUGCUCGAGUUUCACUCGGAUCGCGACGUGAUAGCGAAGGGUUUCCGAGCAGAGUGGAAGAAAGUCGUGAUGAAAGUCCCUGUGAAAAAAACGAUCGAGUACGUGCCCCAGAACGUCUCUUUCACCAACCUGAUAACGUGCCCCUCGUUCAACGGCACCGCUGUCCCCAUCGGAAGGGGAACCACCUGCCCGUCAUACAGCCCCGAGAUUGGCUGCAUUUUCGACAAGCCCGUGUUUCUCAUCUCUUGCUUCAUUGGUGUGCACAUGAGCCGUAAUGAUCUACCGCUUACCGGCGACAAUACAGUGAAAAUCACAUUGCAGCACCUGAUGCACAAGGGUCUCUUUCCCAAGUACUACAUCGGUGAUAAGUACUGUGUCACCUGGAACAAGACUGCCAGCAAAUCUGAUGGCUUUUCGAUGACUCUGGAUGGCGGAUGGACAAGGCGCGGCUGCUCAGUCUCGUCCACCAACCUGACUCACACAGAGUGUGAGUGUGAUCACGUGGGCAUGUUCGCUGUCGUCUCCUCGGAAAAGACCAUCUACAGUAAGCUGGAGUUCCUAGCGAACACAUACAUCGCAGUGGCUGUUUCUCUCUUCAUUCUGCUCGCAGCGAUUGCUCACAUGAUAUGGAAAAUAAAUAUCCAUGGUGGCGAGGUGAUGCGCAUUAGCAUGUGUGCGUCCAUCAUCUACAUGGAAAUCAUCUUCGUGGUCGGUGCUAACGUUAAGGCUGAGCAGACUCUGUGCGGCUUUCUGUCGUUCAGUAUCUACUUCUCGGUGCUUGCGCAAUUCUGCUGGCUCCUGCUUCACGCCCUGCGUCUUCAUGGAAAGAUCAAGGAGAUAUUCGCCUCUGGACUCAACAUCGACGCAGUCUACGUAACUGUCGGAUGGGGUCUUCCUCUGCUUCUCUCCUUGAUUGCAAUCGGUAUCCAGAUUGAUCUUAAAAAUCCAGAGGAUGUAUGCUGGACUGCUGCCGCAGGGGGAGGCAUGUGGGGAUACAGUGCUCCAUUACUUAUCAUAGUCCUGGUAAAUGUCGCAGUGCUUGUCACAUUACUGAUCCCAACCAAGGAAAGGCUGGAGAAAUAUGAUUACCGCGAAAUGAGAUACCGUGUUCUCAAGGAUGCUGUCUUCCUGGUGUUUUUCGGCACCACCUGUCUGUUCGCAUACCAGGCAGUAGCCCAGGAAUCAUUUCAGGCCCAGUACUAUCUCACCAUAUCUGUGGUACUCCAGGCCGUCGUAAUGUUUAUCUUUGGCAGAGAGGGCCGAAAGGACUUUAAAAAGACCAAAGAAAAGAAGGGUGAAUGCGAGCAUGACUCGCAGCACACGAAUGAGGAGGAUUUGCCGGAGAAAGGCGAGGAGCAGAGUAUUCACCAUCUGGAUCAAGAGGGAGAUGAAGAGAAACCGAACGAUCAAGAUGAAGAGGAGGGGAACACUAAAGGGAAAAAGCGUAAAGGGAAACAUCAGCAAGAAAAGAUUAAGGUGUCUACCUUAAAAAAUCUCAAUAUUUACAAGGAGGACGGACACUAUGUCAUAGAGGCAUGAUACUUAUCUUGCAUGAGGUGAACUGUUUAAAGUUGAAGCUAGCAUCUAGUGUGUACUAUUAUAGCCAAUGUUUCUUAAGAUAUAUAGAUUUUUGUAGUAUGUACUUUGAUACACGAAUACUCGAUACUACAAUAUAGGAAAAAGCACAAUGUCACGCCAGCCCCAUUGCUGGAAAAACAGGAACACUUUUUACAUACUGGUUUUAUCAAGUUUCCCCUUUGUCGCGCAAACGUCAAAUAUCUUGCAAGUUUAAGCUUGACUUUUAUCUGGAACAUAGCCAGGAUUUGCUGGGGAAACGCAGAUUUCUUAAGACAUAAGAAAAAAUCCAGCUUAAGACGACGCCCCCUGCGCCCACCCUUAGAUGUGCGCCAGUCAUCGCCUGAUGACUGCCGUGGCUAUGAGAGUGGAGGGGGGGGGGAGAUGCGUGAAUCCCCUCGGCCGCCAAAUGCGGGACAGGGGGGGAUGCGGCAUAUUCUCAGAUUGGGAAAAGUCGCCAAUUCUUGGAUAUUUUGCGUAUGACUUCUUCCCACCUCCCCCCCCCCCCUCCUAGCAGAUUUUGGCUACGUGUUUCUUGCGUUGUGCAUGUGAUUUCUUACUUUAUCAAAUAUUUACGGUAGCUGCGUUAGCCUUUAGAUUGUAAUAAUAACAGGCCUUUCACGGUUAUGAGGUAAAAUAAAGAUUUCACCAUUUGAAA
Nematostella vectensis (starlet sea anemone) is the source of this 4192-nucleotide messenger RNA. RefSeq lists its product as uncharacterized. Lineage: Eukaryota; Metazoa; Cnidaria; Anthozoa; Actiniaria; Edwardsiidae. Gene Ontology annotation, molecular function: G protein-coupled receptor activity. Gene Ontology annotation, cellular component: membrane. The coding region runs from base 316 to 3498 and encodes 1060 amino acids. The transcript is spliced from 26 exons. The record is from RefSeq and is a predicted model, not a curated record. Gene Ontology annotation, biological process: adenylate cyclase-activating G protein-coupled receptor signaling pathway; cell surface receptor signaling pathway.